GCUUAGUCACCUCGACCACUCUGCGAUAGCGGCGCUCUGACUGAUUGUGAUCCGAUCGCUCGACGCCCGACGCCCGAGGCCGUGGCCACUGCGGAGCCGUCGGGCGGUUCGAAACGUGCAGUGGUGUAGAGUUGGGGGCUGCGUUCCAGCGAGAUAGUUGAAUAUCGGCUGCGUUCGAGUGGUGGACGCAGCCAGGAGACUCGGUGUGCCCUUGCAGCCGUCUGCGCGUCUUGUUCCCCGGCGUCAGCAUCGGAAGAGGACGGCAGCAGUCCGUGUCCACCCUACGGUUCUACGGUGACAGCGGGACGGGACAGCAGUUCACAGUUCACAACGCACGCGGCGCAAGACCCCCACGUUGAGGAUGCACUCAAUGACGCGGCUUUUUGUCGUCGCCGUGAUCGGCUGUGUGGCGGCGGACGUUUGCACGCGCAGUCCGCGGCAGUUCCUGGCCACCAUGGAGGGCGCGGGGAGACCGGUGCUGAUCCGCCGCGGCGAGGCCGUUGAGCUGGUCUGCCGUCCGGCCGACGACCAGGGCUGCCGCUGGAACAGACGCGGCGGAGACGUACUCAGCGACGAGUGCCUGCUGAGCGCCACCAAGGCCGGUGUCUAUCAGUGUACACAGGGCGGCACGCUGGUCGGAUCAGUAGAGCUGAAGAUAUCUAGUGAAACUACAGUUUACCCCUACCGUGAAGAACCGGAUUAUCGAAUUCGUCAUAGCUCUGCUUACCAAGAAAAAGAAAGAAAACGCCGUGCAGAUGCCCACAUGUGUUCCGACACUGGUAAGCUCAUCGAGCAAAGUCUCCUGUGUGAUGGAGCGAAGAACUGCAACAAUGGAGAGGAUGAGCGGAGCUGCUCGCUGCCCUGCGGAGCUCCGUCCGUGGGAGGCGGCAGCUCGCUGACCACGCCGGUCGGCCAGCUGUACCCGCACGGUGCCACGGUCACCUACACCUGCCCGGCAGGAUUCUCCUUCCGACAGACACUGGGCGAACUCCGGCGCACGUGCCACCAGGGGCGCUGGAGCGACUCGCCGCCGACCUGCCACCGAAACAUGGCGUUCGGCAGGGCCACCGCGGCGUUCCCCCGAUCUGCCCUGCUGGGCCUGGGGUCAGAACUGGCUGUUGACGGACAGGUGGGCACAUGGACGAUGCUGACUCCCAGCGAGGGCACACAGUCGCUGAAUGUGACGCUCGAUGAUGGCGUUUCCGUCGAUCUGGUGCUGGUUCGCACGCUGAGCGCCAGCUACUCGGUCUAUCUGAACUCGGGCAGCAGCUGGACGGAGUGUCACUGCGACAGGAAUAUCUCCAGGGAGGUGGAUCUGACCGGACUGGCUGCCUGCACCUGUCCCUCUGACGAGCUAAUCGGUGCCGAAGACGGUAGUCCGCUGAUUCUGGAGGUCCUCAGCUCGGCUCCCGGACUGACGUCCCUCUCAAUCUCGGAGAUCGCCGCCUUUGAGCCGCUGUCUCCCGCGAACGACACAUGCGAGCUGCUCGACCAGCCCGCCAACGGCCGCUAUGAGCGCACGGGCGACUCCAGCGUCCGUCUCGUCUGCGACGAAGGCUACCGCGCCUCGUGCGCGGGUGACCUACCGUGCUCGGAGGCGGCCUCAGCGGUGUGCCGGCCGCUCACCUGUCCUCCGCCGCCGACCAUCCCGCGCGCCACCACCGUGUCCAGCAACGGCACCCGCUCCGGAGCGGUAACCGAGUACCAGUGCUCGGCCGGUUACCAGCUGUACCCCGAGAGCCAGCGCACCACCGCCGAGUGCCGCGGCGGUCUCUGGUCCCUCAGCCACAUCAGCUGUCUGCCCGAGUCGGAUCUGCGCGUGGUGGCGCUCCGGCUGGGCCGGCAGCACUCGCGCAGCGUGGCCGCGCUCGGCGCCGAGCUGGAGCGGCUGGUGGCCGGUCAGCAGCAGCUGCUGCGGCGCCUGGAGGGCACCCAGCGGCGGCUCAGGCAGGUGGAGCAGAUGCUCGACAUCAACUGGGAGGAACUGGCAGAGGAGGACCAGAGGCUGGACUCAGUGGAAGAGAAACAGGAGGAAAUGCCGGAACCGAAGGAGGAGGUGGUGGACACAGCGCAAGAAAAGGCAGCGGAAACCGAAGUGGAUGAAAUGAUACGGGAACUAGAAGAAGUUGAGCAGGAAUAUGAGAACGAUUAUGAAAUAUGGUAGCCAGGUAGGUAAGACAGCGCCAGAGAAGAAAAGAAAUGAAGAAGAAAAAUGGUGAUUGACAUAAAUCCUAUUUUGUGCAACCGUCUACUCAGAAAUAUUUUUCGACUUGUGGAGAUCUUAUAAGUCCGUAGUUACGAGCUUCGCACGUGUUUGCGCUAAUGAUUGGUAGCAAAAAAAAAACUAUCGUCACUUCUUUACGAUAUGUCAUAUGAUACUAUUAGGGGCCAGUUAGAUGAUUGUGUGCUAUUUUUUAUUAUCUCUUCAACACGUAUGUCAUUUAAUUAAAUAAAGCAGCCUAAUGUACUUACAUAGAUGAUAGAUAGGUAAACCUAUCUGAUUCCCCUGUGCGGUGUGCAAAAAACGUUUUUACGUGUCAUAAACUUUAUGAAUUUACUUGCAUGUAUCUGGCGAACCAAUUACCAAUAAAAGCAUCCUGAUUUUAA
Messenger RNA from Amphibalanus amphitrite, 2607 nucleotides. Its product is annotated as CUB and sushi domain-containing protein 2-like. The coding region runs from base 362 to 2164 and encodes 600 amino acids. Gene Ontology annotation, cellular component: membrane. NCBI's taxonomy places the organism in Eukaryota, Metazoa, Arthropoda, Thecostraca, Balanomorpha, Balanidae. The transcript has 2 exons. The record is from RefSeq and is a predicted model, not a curated record. Gene Ontology annotation, molecular function: protein binding.